CUUAAUUUGCAACAACCUUAAGCUUUGAACCCUUUUCUCUCUUUUCCCACUUCACCUUCUCGAAGUCCAACCUCUCCACACCGCCAUUGCAUCGUCUGCACUCUCAACUGGAUCCCCUAGUCUUUUAAGCUUUAAGUGAAAUCGACAACCAAUUGAAACAUUUUCUUCGUCCCCUGUUAGCAAACAUUGUGAAGCAGGAUUUUCAACAUGGACAAGGUGACGAGAUUGGCUUCAGAGAAUGGGUUAGUGCUAUUCAGCAAGAGCUCAUGUUGCCUGUGUUAUGCAGUCAAAAUUCUAUUCCAAGAGAUUGGGGUGACCCCAACGGUUCAUGAGCUGGACCAAGACGCCGAAGGCAGAGAAAUGGAGAGGGCGCUCAUGAGGUUGGGGUGCAGCGCCCCAGUUCCAGCCGUCUUCAUUGGUGGAAAGCUGGUGGGUUCCACCAAUGAAGUCAUGUCCCUCCAUCUAAGUGGAGGGCUAAUACCUUUGCUCAGGCCCUAUCACUCUAUGUGUUAAAAUUUAAGCACGUCAAUUAUAUCAGUAAAAAACAGUUGAAUAAAAUUGGCUCAAAUUAAUCAAAGGGGGGAUGAUCACUUUGAGGAGCGGCAUGUGGAUUGUGUAGUCUGUGUAGCUUUCUAUGUCUUAUGUGCUUUGUAGCUUUCAAUUAUAGCUUGUAACCUGUUUCUAUUUCUUAAAUGAAGUCAAACUUUAUAUA
This is a messenger RNA of Gossypium raimondii (Peruvian cotton), 712 nucleotides long. RefSeq names its product monothiol glutaredoxin-S9. The transcript has a single exon. Gene Ontology annotation, cellular component: cytoplasm; nucleus. NCBI's taxonomy places the organism in Eukaryota, Viridiplantae, Streptophyta, Magnoliopsida, Malvales, Malvaceae. The record is from RefSeq and is a predicted model, not a curated record. The coding region runs from base 208 to 513 and encodes 101 amino acids.